Molecule: messenger RNA, 1287 nt
Organism: Bombus pyrosoma
Lineage: Eukaryota; Metazoa; Arthropoda; Insecta; Hymenoptera; Apidae
Exons: 3
Coding region: 556-867 (103 amino acids)
Molecular function (GO): nucleic acid binding
Source: RefSeq, a predicted model, not a curated record
CUAAUUUUCCUGUAUAUAGUGCUUGCUUGUAAUAGAAAAAUUAUAUGAAGAGAUUAACAUUACAAAUCUACUGAAAUUUGUACAGAGUGGGGCAUUUAAAACAGGUCACCUGAAUAACUUGCUUUUUUUGAAGAUAGAAGAAAAUGCAUUAGGUUAGACUUACUUGGUAUGGAGGGACUUAUAAUCUGAUAUUACUAAUUUUUCUACAGCUGGAGGCAUCAAGGAGAUACAAAGAUCAACGCCGAUUUUUUAAAUGGAAUAGUAUGGUUUCUUAUUUACGCGAGAGUGGCAUCAGUCGACAAAUACUUCUUGUAUUCUUCUUAUAUCUUUGUAUAUUUUGCGAAUACUUCACGUUAACAAAUUUCACCCGUUCCACAUUUUACUUGAUAAACAAUUAAGUGAAAAUGAUUUUCAAAAACGUGAAUGGGGCUUACGAAAACUACAAGGCGAUGAAAUGUUCUUGAGUAAAAUUUUGUUUACAGAUGAGACCACAUUUACAAACCACAAAGGAGUUAACUAUCACAACAUGCACUACUGAUCAGUUGAUAAUCCACGAUGCCUGAAAAAAGUGGACAAACAGAGAUCUUGAUCUAUAAACGUCUGAAUUUCCGAACAGAAAAUUUGGAGAUCGUUGGAUUAGUCAAUCAGAAAGUAACAAAUGGCUGGCAAGACCUGACACCUCUAGAUCUUUAUUUCUGGAGAAAAUUAAAGGAAGAAGUGUGCCAUAAAAAACCAACAAUCAAACUUGGGAUGCAAGAACAUAUAAAAAGAACCUGCUCUAUAAUAGAUACAAAUGAAAUUUGUCAGGCAGUACCAUCAGUAUUACAAUGUUUUAGGCUAUGUAUCCAUGAUCAAUUGUCAUUUUAAACACUUGUACUAGCAUUAAGUAUGUAUAUAACAUGUGGCAUGUAAAUCAGUGAAGUAUUCGAAGAGUGCUCUGAGACAAUCUAUUUUCUAUUGCAGUUGACCUUGGGUAACCUUGAAUGACCUUCAUAAUACUCUACCAAAUUAUAAAUAAGGAACCAUACCACUGCAUUUAAAAAAACAGAGUUGAUCUUCAUAUCUCCUUGAUGCCUCCACCUAUAGAAAAAUUAGUACUAUCAGAUUAUGAGCCUCUUGAUACCAAGUUCAGCUUAAUGCAUUUUCUUCUAUCUUCGCAAACAAGCAAGUUAUUCAGGUACACGAAUCACACUGCCAAUGAAUUACCACAAUGUGUCUUUCUAAGGAUGAUUUCUUUUUAAAUGAUAGGUUACAGUGUUGACAUUUAAAUUCACCACCACUGUGCGC